This is a messenger RNA of Colletotrichum aenigma, 1818 nucleotides long. It is a transcript of the gene eglD-8, whose product is annotated as putative endo-beta-1,4-glucanase D. The record is from RefSeq and is a predicted model, not a curated record. The transcript is spliced from 2 exons. Bases 1 to 1818 code for a protein of 605 amino acids. Lineage: Eukaryota; Fungi; Ascomycota; Sordariomycetes; Glomerellales; Glomerellaceae.
AUGUCCCAGUCUUCUGAGUACUCACACGACGCUACCGUCAAAGCCAUCACAUCCUUUUAUGAAUUCAUGAAACGCAUGCAUGCAGAAGAGGCGGCGCUCCUGGAAUACCCACCUCCAACCGGCUGGCCGCAAAUCACGCACGAAUAUUUCGCUAGCCUGGGUAAGACGAAGGAGGUCAUUGAACUUUUGAGGAGCAUUCCGUAUUUCGUUUCCGGCCCGUAUGGUAUUCCAUGCAUCCUGAAGUCAACUAGGCCAAUUGAGUAUAUCGACUGGCAGUACUCUGAGGAAAUCAAGAGAUGGCCUGCCAUCGAGCCCCCCGAGCUAGACAACAAAGAGGGUAGGCUUCCGGGUUACAUCAUAGACCUUGCAUCAGCCCAAGAGGAGCAGGUUGGAUGGACUCUUCUACUCGACACCAAGCGCGGAGUUGUAAUACUGUGGAAGAACGACGGUGAUCUUCCCAGUUGGGCCUGGUGUUCGGAUGCGGAUCCGUACGAUGUGGAAGUUGACCCAUACGGGCCUGAGGGAUGGAAAUGUAUGCCGACCUAUCGCAUCGAAACUUUCUUCGAAUUCUGCAAGGAGCAGUAUCGAAUCAUGAACUGGACGCCAGAUCUUCUUCGGGGCGACGUAUGUCAGCCGAACGACGUUGACAACCCCUGCGAGGGCGACUUGAGGAGGAGACAGAUAAUGAGAGAUGCUGGGUGGCCAGGCACCGAUGGAGAAGGUACUGGAUGGGACAGAGAGAAAGCAGAGAAGGACCUCGAAGAAUACGAGGAAGAGAUAAGGUCUUCCACCCUCUUUAGCUUAGCCGCUGCCAUCUCCAGCGCGUCCGCUCAUUACUUCUUCCCCCACCUCAUCGUCAACGGCAACUUCACUGGCUACAACGAAUAUGUCCGCGAGAAUACCCAGGGAUACAUGCCCCUGAAAAACGGAUACGAAAGCACAGACCUCCGCUGCCGGACUGACUCCAUGCAGUAUGCAAGCAAGACCGGCGUCUACAAGGUGAAGGCCGGCGAUGAGGUCGGGUUCGGCCUCAACUUCGGCGGGCGGAUCCAGCACCCCGGCCCGAUGCAGGCAUACCUUUCCAAAGCUCCGGGUGAUGUGCGAGAGUACGACGGCUCCGGCGACUGGUUCAAGAUCUUCGAGCUCGGCCCCAAGACAUUUUCCAGCGAGGGUAUCCAGUGGGGUGCCUAUGACGUCGGCAACUUCACCUUCAAGUUGCCGGAAGCGACUCCAGCAGGACAGUAUCUCCUCCGCAUUGAACAUAUCGGCGUCCACGGAGCGGGAGAUUUUGGUGGGGCCGAGUUCUACUUCAACUGCGCGCAGAUCGAGGUCGAGAAUGCGAGCGGCGCCUCCGGAGGGCCGGGGCCGUUGGUCAAGAUCCCCGGCUUGUACACCGGCCACGAGCCUGGUAUCGAGUUCUACAUGUACUGCCCGUGGAUUGUGAACUACACCAUGCCCGGCCCUGCCGUGUGGCCGCAGCCCCUUGCAGCGAAUGUCACGGCCGAGGAUGUCAACAUUGCCCCGACUGCUACCCCUUGGACUCUCCCGGCGAUCACCUCGACUCUUGAGGCGGAAAAUACGGUGCCUGCAGCGACGGCGACUCUCGCCUCGAACUCUACGUCUCUUCAACGGCCCGUUGGAGGACUUGUCUCUUCGACGUUGAGUGGAAGUAUUCAGACGGCUGAAGCGGUUUUGGUAUCGUCCACGACAUCAACCUCGAGCUCGGCGAUCGUCUCCGCAACCAGCACCUCCAGAAAGUCGCGAUGCGCUCCACGAAGCACGGUGAUUCAGACUGUCUACGUUACUGCAAAUGUGUAG